Pleuronectes platessa (European plaice) is the source of this 3128-nucleotide messenger RNA. It is a transcript of the gene susd1, whose product is annotated as sushi domain containing 1. The transcript has 19 exons. Bases 346 to 3039 code for a protein of 897 amino acids. NCBI's taxonomy places the organism in Eukaryota, Metazoa, Chordata, Actinopteri, Pleuronectiformes, Pleuronectidae. The record is from RefSeq and is a predicted model, not a curated record. Gene Ontology annotation, molecular function: calcium ion binding.
UUCGUUAGGCCAAAUAUAGCUGUUAUCAGCACAGCACCAUGAGUGUGCAGUUUAACAGGGUGAGCCCUGAGUGAGUCAUCAACGCAUGUGAAGUGUAACUGAAUGUGUCAGUUACACUUCCGGUGGCAGGGAGAAACCGUUGAGAAAAGAAUUGACCUCAGCUCACCCAGCAGAAGAUUCCUCUCAAUCCGAUUUAUCAAACAUGCUCAGCAUCAUCAUGGCUCACAAGACGGAAGUAAAAAAAAUGAAGAAGAAUAAAGAAGAGAGCGGGAUAAGUAGGAUGAUUGUCUAGUGGAGUAAAGACAACAACGGGACGACUCGAGGACCAACAAGGGAAACGGAACAAUGAUUGUGGUUUUUCUGCUCUGUGUCGUUGCAGGUAUGCCAGCAUCCGGCCAAAUUCGGGACGUGUGCCCCACCUGCCAUCGUGACGCCAAAUGUGACGACAAGCCAGACGGCUCUGGCAAAGUUUGUAACUGCAAGUAUGGAUUUGUAGGAAAUGGAAUAACAUUCUGUCAAGAUAAAGAUGAGUGCCAGAUAGGAGCCAUGAAGAUCUGUGGGCAGCACACAAAAUGCCACAACACAUAUGGCAGCUAUGACUGUACCUGCCUUUCUGGCUACAACCCUUCAAACAACAUGACCAUCUUCAUCCCAAAUGAUGGAACCCACUGCCAGGACAUUGAUGAGUGCAGGAUAACAGGGCUGUGUGGAGAUGGAGGUCGGUGCAGGAACCUGGAUGGCAGCUUUGAAUGCAGCUGUCAGGUGGGAUACCAAGUCGAAGAUGGAACAGAACCUUUUCAUCCUCAAAGAGACAAGGCCUCCUGCAAAGUGGUUGACUGUGGCCAGCCUGCCUCGGUGGAGGACACAGUGCUGCUGUCGGCCACAGGGACCACAUAUGGCAGCGUAGCCACGUGGGUCUGUGAUGAAGGCUUCAUCUGGGGGAGUGGACACAACACCUCUGUGUGUGGAGCUGAUGGACUGUGGAGUGGACCAACUAUGGUCUGUGAAGAGGUGGACUGUGGCUCCCCCGCUGCUCGCCCUCACUCUCAAAUGCUGUGGAAUAAGAGCUCCAGGGUGGGCUCUGAGGUGGUUUAUCAGUGUAACUCUGGCUAUCAUAAUGUUGGAAAGGGAAAUGUCUCCAGUUGUACCACUGCUGGACAGUGGGAAGAGCCGCCGGUGCUUUGCCAAGAGACUUUGUGUGGAAGUCCUCCUCUAAGUGAAUCCACUGAGCACAUCUGGAACGGUAGCACAGCUCCUGGCAGCACUGUGCAAUAUUUCUGUAAAACAGGUUUUCUUACCAGAGGAGGACAUAAUAUAUCAGUCUGUAAAGAAAACGGUCAGUGGACACCCCCGACUCUGGUAUGCCAAGAGAUAUCAUGUGGGGAUCCUCCUACAGUUCCCCACACUGGGCAAGUGAGGAAUGGCAGUUCCACCCCUGGAAGCCAUGUGACUUACUACUGUAAAAUAGGAUUUAAUCACAGUGAAGGAAACAAUGUGUCAUUGUGCACAAUUAACGGUUCCUGGACAAAACCAAACAUCUCAUGUAAAGAAGUUCGAUGUGGCCCACCCCCCUCCAUCCCUCACACAACCAUACAGUGGGAUAAAAUUCCCACUGUGGGCUCUCAAGUUGUGUAUCAGUGUAAAGCUGGAUAUCGCAGUGUUGGAGAUGGAAAUAUAUCAGUUUGUACUGCCAGAGGAGAAUGGGAUGAGGCAUCUCUGCUGUGUCACGAAAUCAAUUGUCAAGAGCCUGUUCAUAAACCUCACUCUAAAACACUGUGGGAUGGCACAACGCACAUUGGCAGUGUGGUGUCUUACCAAUGUGAUGAAGGAUAUCACAGCAGGGGCCUGAAUAACAACUCAGUAUGUGGAGAGAGUGGACUUUGGGAGGAUAUAGAUCUGUGGUGUGAAGAAAUAAGCUGCGGCCCCCCACUAAUCCAACCCCGUACUAACAUCCUGUGGGACCGCACCAGCAGGCCGGGCAGCGUGCUGUUGUAUGAGUGUAUGGAUGGAUUUUACCCGGAGAGUGGAACAAAUAUUUCAGUAUGUUCAUUAUCAGGAGAGUGGGGGGAAAUAUCUAUAAAGUGCCAAGCUAAAUGUGGCCCAGUUCCCUUCCUUGCCAACUCAGAGGUGGUGUGGCAUAACAGAAGUGUAGUGAUCCACCGCUGUGUGGAUGGAUAUCACAGCUGGAGGGGCCGCAGCGUCUCGGUGUGUGGCAGCUCCGGGACGUGGCAGACAGCUACUCUGAGAUGUAUAGAAAUAAAGCCAGCUAUCAGUCAUGUUCAUUUUCUCAAUGAAAAAUGUGUACAUUGGAAAGCAGAGAAAUAUGAAGAGGACUCAGAAGACUACAGGGUGACAUACACAGGUACCAGAGACUACCAGAGGUCUUUUCGUGAUGAAAUGAAGCAGUAUCUGAGCUCCAAGGCCGAGGAGCUGAAACUCUGUCUCCUCCUGCUUCCAGCCACAAACUACAGCAUCUCCAUCACUGCACUGUCCUCCAGAUUCACAGCCUCCAUCACCACUAACACCAGUGUACCAGAGCCUCCAGUACCGGUUGUUUACUACAGAGAAUUUGAGACUCCUGUACCAACUUUGAGGCUAACAAGAUCAGCCAACUCACUGGACCCAAUAAGUUUGUACCAAGUGUUAGUUCUUCCUGUAGAGGGCAUAAUGGUGUUUGACUGCUCUUCUCCUGGAAGCACUGACCCCUUAAGCAAAAACAACUUCUCUUCCGAGUACAUUACUGCCCAGAUCCUCAUCGGACAGGUCGGGACACAGAUGGACUUUACUGUUGGGGAUGGACUCUACUAUGGAGGUUUCUACAAUGCACCCCUGAAGAAGGGCAGGACCUAUUACAUCAUCUUACGAGCCGUCAGCCAGUGGAAAACAACUUUAAAGAGUUCCUGUGUCCUGUGGGCUAAAGUGAUAGGUACAUCCUAUGUCCUGAUGGUGUCUUCACUCUCUGCAGCUGCUGCAGUAGGACUGGUUGCUUUCGCCAUUUUGAUUGGAUACAGUUGCAUGUGGCUGUUCAAGAAGACAUGACUCCCUUCAACACUGAUGAUCUGCGAAAUACAUGUCUUGAUUUUCUGCCUGUCAUUUUUUUACAUUUGAUAAAAGAUAAAUAAACUUUG